AUGGCGCCGGAAACCGCUCAAUCGCAAACGCCGGAGACCCCCAUGCGCGAUCUCCAGAACGACGCACCAGUCACAGAUACAUUGGAGGCUGGCAAUACUGAUGAGCGUCCCUCAAAGAAAGCCAAGUUGGAUGAUGCCUCAACGCCUGACAACAACGCUAACAACAUUGCCCCUCAGCGCAUGAGGGGUGUCGCUCCUGUUAAGCCAGAAUUCAUUAUCCCAAGGGCUACGGGCACCGAGCCGCAACCUAACACCGACGAUGCUGCCGAGGCCGCACGUCACGAGGGGGCCCAAGGACAAGAGGCGGGGAAGAAGAAAAAGAAGAAGCCUACUGGACAAAACACAAACCGCACUUUUGGAUCGUCUCAAGACGAAAAGGGCCUGUGUCCGAGCAGGAUCUUUACACCUGAAUUCUCUCCCGGAGCUUGCCAAUGGGGCGAAAAGUGUCGUUUCGAGCACGAUCUACGAACCUACCUGAAGGAAUACAAACGUGGUGAUCUGACAACCUUCGAUGGCGUGUGUCCGGUUUGGGACGCAAAAGGCAAAUGUCUCUCUGGCUGGAAAUGCCGUCUCGUUGGCUCUCACAUGACUGAACGCGAGACCGCCGAUGGCAGAAAAGAAUUGGUGCUGGUUGAGGAUGAGGAGCGCAAGAAGAAAGCACAGCCACUUGUUCCUUUUGCAGUCGAGGAUGGCACUGCAAAUAUUGCUCCAAUAGAAGCUAAGAUUGCGCUAAACCGCAAGAAGGUCAAGACGCCUCGAGCUGAUGCAUACGGAAGUUGGCUGGACAAAACUUCUAGAGAACUGGAAAAAGUAAUCCACAACCGGGAGGUUCAUGAAGAGCGGGGCGCGGAGUCCAAGACUGAUCAAGCUGAAAGAGAGAAAGAAGACAACCGGGCGCAAUAUCUAGAGCCACCAUUCUUACCAUCGGAAAAGCGACGUAUCUACUUCGGCCCGGAGACUCCUGUUUUGGCACCUCUAACCACACAAGGAAACCUCCCCUUCCGGAGACUUUGUAUAGAACUUGGUGCACAGUUUACCUACUCGGAGAUGGCUCUGAGUAUGCCAUUGAUUCAGGGUCAAAGGGGAGAGUGGGCAUUGAUGAGAGCCCACGAGACGGAAAUGCUACCUCCAACCAUUUCGCCAGGGGCUGAUGUAGUGCAGGGAUAUGAUCACUCAAAAGAUUUUAGGUUCGGUGCCCAAAUUGCGGCAAACAAACAUUGGCAAGCGCUUAAGGCGACUGAGGUAUUAUCCGCAUACACCCCAAACCUUCGUGUUAUCGAUCUGAACUGCGGCUGCCCUAUUGACUUACUCUUCCGCGAAGGAGCUGGGUCUGCCCUUCUCGAACACCCGUCGAAGCUCGAGAGGAUCCUUCGCGGUAUGAACGCAGUUUCACAAGAAAUACCUAUUACCGCCAAGAUUCGCAUGGGAACCAGAGACAAUUCACCCAAUGCUCUCAAGUUGGCAGAACGUUUAAUCCUUGGGGGCUACGAGUCCAGUACCCUUGGGCUUGGUGCUCCUGGCGUAGCAGCCCUCACCCUGCAUGGACGGAGCAGGCAGCAGCGGUACACAAGACAAGCGGAUUGGGGAUAUAUCUCUGAAUGUGCUGCCCUUAUCAAGAGACUGAAUGAAAAGACGGAUCAAGUCACGGAUACCGUACGAGAGCCGGACCCACGGACCCAGCCGAAUGGAGGUAAAACAUGGUUCCUUGGGAAUGGGGACUGUUACUCGCACCUGGAUUAUGAUGAUCACGUUAACAAUGCUGGUGUCGAUACUGUGAUGGUUGGUCGAGGUGCUCUGAUCAAGCCUUGGUUAUUUGAGGAGAUUCAAGCUGGCCAAUACCUCGAUAAGUCUGCGUCCGAGCGUUUAUCGUUGGUUGAGAAGUUUGCCAAGUAUGGUUUGGAGACAUGGGGAUCAGACGAGCAUGGAGUUGGCACCACGCGCCGCUUCCUUCUUGAGUGGUUGAGCUUCGCCUGCCGCUAUAUUCCUAUCGGAUUGCUGGAAUAUCUUCCACCACGUAUUCAGGACCGACCGCCGUCUUGGAGAGGCAGAAAUGAGUUGGAGACUCUUAUGGGCAGUCACAACUACAAAGAUUGGAUCAAGAUCACAGAAAUGUUCCUCGGUCCAGCACAUAAGGACUUCAGAUUCGAGCCGAAACACAAGUCCAAUGCCUGGGAAGCGGAAGCAGAGGGAUGA
Aspergillus oryzae RIB40 is the source of this 2193-nucleotide messenger RNA. RefSeq names its product tRNA dihydrouridine synthase DUS3 (gene dus3). Gene Ontology annotation, molecular function: metal ion binding; tRNA dihydrouridine synthase activity; RNA binding. Gene Ontology annotation, biological process: tRNA processing. The record is from RefSeq and is a predicted model, not a curated record. The transcript is spliced from 3 exons. NCBI's taxonomy places the organism in Eukaryota, Fungi, Ascomycota, Eurotiomycetes, Eurotiales, Aspergillaceae. Bases 1 to 2193 code for a protein of 730 amino acids.